Molecule: messenger RNA, 482 nt
Organism: Trichoderma atroviride IMI 206040
Lineage: Eukaryota; Fungi; Ascomycota; Sordariomycetes; Hypocreales; Hypocreaceae
Source: RefSeq, a predicted model, not a curated record
UUCGGGGGAUGCCUCAACAUCUUCCAGUGUACGCCUUGCCGCCGCGGCUCAUUCCAUCACGCCUUGCUACUCUGAAGCAAUGUUGACACAAGUUAUUGCCAUUGAUUAUGGCUCCAAGGACAGGCUGCACGAAAUUCUUGAAGGCAUACUUGGCGAAGAGAACUUCAAGCUUGUACAGCGCAUAUCGAAUCAAUGGCAAAUCAAGCUAGUGAGACGAUUGACCAACGAAGAAAUUGGCCAGGUCAAGAUGCGUAUGAUGAACCACUAUCUUCCGACUAUCUAGUGCGAAGUUGGCCGACGAGAGUUGCAAGGGCAUCGGGCUCCAGAUAGCAGCCUAAAUACAAUCGGAUCGAUAAUCAUGUACCGACUACUUACGAGGUAUCCACUGUACUUGAUGCCCAACUAGAGCGCGCACAAUUUAACUUCAUAUUUCAUAUUUCCUUGCUUAGGUAGUAAAAUGAAUUUAUUAUCCAUUCGCUUAA